Messenger RNA from Pungitius pungitius (ninespine stickleback), 3140 nucleotides. It is a transcript of the gene dla, whose product is annotated as deltaA. The record is from RefSeq and is a predicted model, not a curated record. The transcript is spliced from 11 exons. Gene Ontology annotation, molecular function: calcium ion binding; Notch binding. Gene Ontology annotation, cellular component: plasma membrane. Lineage: Eukaryota; Metazoa; Chordata; Actinopteri; Perciformes; Gasterosteidae. The coding region runs from base 436 to 2601 and encodes 721 amino acids. Gene Ontology annotation, biological process: cell communication; multicellular organism development; Notch signaling pathway.
GCGGAGUGAGGAGACACUUCGGGAGGAAGAAGGACACAAAGCCGUCCUUGUGUUGGACCGAGACCUUCAAAGAGAACAACAAGAAGCCACUUCCGAACAUUUGUCACUUUCCCAACAAACAAACAAACAAACAAAAGGGAAAACAAGGAGCCUCUCUUUACGCACUGGAUUAACGCUUUACGACGGAACCGGAGGAGCUUUCUUUCUUUUUAGUGCUUGUUGUGUGACUUUUUACUUUUGUUGAUCUCUUCAGGUUUUGGGAUUUAUCUCCUUCUGUCGGGACAUGACAGAGAGCUGACAGCGGCAACAGUUUAACCAACAAAAAAAAAGACUACCCCAGAAACAGAGAAACGUGCUCGAUGCAUCCUCCCCAGAGGGACUGAAGAGGAGGACCCCCCCCCCGAGACUUUCUACUCUAUUUAUUUACUAUUUAUUAUGUAUUUAUUUAAUAUGGGGCGCGCCGUCCCGCUGAGCCUCGCCAUCAUGUCCAUGUUGCUGUGCCAGGGGUUUUGCUCGGGAGUUUUCGAGCUGAAGUUGCAGGAGUUCCUGAACAAGAAGGGGGUGCAGGGCAACAAGAACUGCUGCAAGGGGGGGCUGACCCCCUCCUUCCAGCAGCAGUGCGAGUGCAAAACCUUCUUCAGGAUCUGCCUGAAGCACUACCAGCCCAACGCCUCGCCGGAGCCCCCGUGCACCUACGGCGGCGCCGUGACGCCCGUGCUGGGCUCCAACUCGUUCCAGGUGCCUGACGUCAUCCCGGAGAGCGCGUUCACGAACCCCAUCCGGAUCAACUUCGGCUUCACGUGGCCGGGGACCUUCUCGCUGAUCAUCGAGGCAUUACACACCGACUCCAGAGACGACCUCUCCACAGAGAACCCGGACCGCGUCGUCAGCACCAUGGCGACCCAGAGGCACCUGACGGUGGGGGACGACUGGUCCCAGGACCUGCACACGGGCGGCGGGACGGAGCUCCGCUACGCGUACCGCUUCGUGUGCGAGGAGCACUACUACGGGGACGGCUGCUCGGUGUUCUGCCGGCCGAGGGACGACGCCUUCGGCCACUUCACCUGCGGGGAGCGCGGGGAGAUCGUGUGCGACGCCGGCUGGAAGGGGCAGUACUGCACGGAACCGAUCUGCCUGCCCGGCUGCGACGACGAACACGGCUUCUGUGAGAAACCCGGAGAGUGCAAGUGCAGAGUGGGAUUCAAAGGCCGCUACUGCGACGAGUGCAUCCGCUACCCGGGCUGCCUGCACGGGACCUGCCAGCAGCCCUGGCAGUGCAACUGUCAGGAGGGCUGGGGGGGGCUCUUCUGCAACCAAGACCUCAACUACUGCACUCACCACAAGCCCUGCAUGAACGGGGCCACGUGCAGCAACACCGGCCAGGGCAGCUACACCUGCACCUGCCGGCCGGGCUUCGCGGGGGCCAGCUGCGAGACGCGGGUCAACGAAUGCGCCGGGAACCCGUGUCGCAACGGGGGCAGCUGCGCCGAUCUGGAAAACACCUACACCUGCACUUGCCCGCACGGUUUCUACGGCAACAACUGCGAGCUGAGCGCCAUGACGUGCGCCGACGGGCCCUGCUCCAACGGCGGCCGCUGCGCCGACAACCCCGACGGGGGCUACUUCUGCCAGUGCCCCGGGGGCUACGCCGGCUUCACCUGCGAGAAGAAGAUCGACCACUGCACCUCGGGGCCCUGCUCCAACGGCGCCCACUGCGUGGACCUGGUCAACUCGUACCUGUGUCAGUGCCCGGACGGUUUCACCGGCAUGAACUGCGACCACACGGGGGACGAGUGCGCCGCCUACCCGUGCCAAAACGGCGGCACGUGCCAGGAGGGUCUGGACGGCUACGCCUGCAGCUGCCCGCCGGGCUACACCGGCCGCAACUGCAGCUCGCCCAUCAGCCGCUGCGAGCACAACCCGUGCCACAACGGCGCCACCUGCCACGAGAGGAACAGCCGCUACGUCUGCGCCUGCGUGCCGGGCUACGGCGGCAGGAACUGCCAGUUCCUGCUGCCGGAGCACGCCGCCAUCCGGGGGUCGGAGGUGCCCUGGAUGGCCGUGGGGUCCGGCGUGGCGCUGGUGCUGCUGCUGCUGGCGGGCUGCGCCGUGCUGGUGGGAUUUUUCCGCUCCAAAGUCCAGCGCGGCGGGCCGCCGGAGGCCCCCGGCGACGGGGAGACGAUAAACAACCUGACCAACAACUGCCAGCGCGGCGGCGACAGGGACCCGGCGGGCGGCGCGGCGCCGACGCCGGGCGUCAAGAACAUCAACAAGAAGAUGGACCUCUGCGGCGGCGAGGAGGGAUCCCCGCCGGGGGGGAGGAGGAGCUACAAGGCCCGCCCCCCGCCCGCGGACUACAACCUGGUGCACGAGGUCAACCUGGAGCAGGCGGCCAAGGAGGCCCUGCUGGAGGCGGCCUGCGAGGACAAGAGCGCGGCGCCGGACUCCUUCGAGUUCCAGGAGAAACGCAGCAAACGUUUAAAAUGCGAUGCAUCAGAAAAGAAAGCCCCAGAAAUGUCUGCAUGUGCGGAUACAAAGUACAAAUCUGUGUUUGUGAUGUCGGAGGAGAAGGACGAAUGUAUCAUUGCAACCGAGGUGUAACAAAGGUGUGCCCGUUUGCUCCGUUGCUCCAUGGGAGAGUUUUUAUACUCCUUCAGAUGCUGCUCUAGCCCUUUUUGGGGGGAGGCGUCCCGCCUCGAGACUGCUGCUGGUACCGAGACGUUUAACUGAUAUUCAGAGCGAGCUGGUUUCUCUUCUGGAAAGACGAGCGCAGGCGGCGGCGGCCUGCGGGGCGAGAACCGGCGGGUAAAACUAAAUGAAUGAAUGAAUGAAUGAAUGAGUGAGUGAGUGAGGUGUUUUACGGCUGGAAGUAAACUGCCACUUAGCUUUCCGUUCCGCCCUCUAGAGGGAAGUUAGAAAAGAUGAAAAAAAAAGAAGAAAAAAAAAGAAUAGAAAAAUAAGAGGACUCUGUCUCGCGGCGAACGCCUUUUUGUUGUUGCAACAUUUGCACCCGGGCCUUUCUUCUGUAACCUUCACGCCGCGGCUUCAAGCGGUGGAUGUUCGGCCAUACUGGCCUGUUCUCACGAGGCUGAUCACACGGGCUGUGUCACAUGACCCGUCACUACCCCCCCCCCCCGCCA